GGUGUGACUGUCAUUAAAUUUGAUGAACAUGGGAGUUAUCACUAAUUUUCUUAUUUCAUUUUGAAUUAAUAGAUUUAAUUAUAUUUUUCAAAUUAUUAUUAGUUCUCACAAACCUGUAUUAAUUUCUAUUUAACUAUUUUUUUAUUUGCUAAUACUCGUACAACGCACGCGCAGAACAUCCAUCGCCCGAAAUUUCCCAGCGCCAUAUUGAGAGGCGGACGUUGUAUGACUUGAGUGAUUAAUCGUGGUUAGUGCAAUAAAUUGAAGUGGAACAGUUGAUCGUGCCCUAUGGAUAUACAUUUGGGAGUGGUGUGCCUCGGUUGAAAGGCCUGCCGAAGGGACAGGGCUCCGCGCGUGAGGACGGAUUGCGGCCCUCCGCUCUGAGGAAUCAUGGAGUGCUGCAUGUCAGAAGAAGCCAAAGAACAGAAACGAAUCAACCAAGAAAUAGAGCGGCAACUCCGGAAGGACAAACGAGAUGCCAGGAGAGAACUCAAACUUCUUCUGCUUGGUACGGGCGAGUCGGGCAAGUCAACAUUUAUCAAGCAGAUGAGAAUCAUCCACGGCUCCGGCUACAGCGACGAUGACAAGCGCGGCUUCAUCAAACUCGUAUACCAAAACAUCUUCAUGGCGAUGCAAAGUAUGAUACGCGCUAUGGAUUUACUCAAAAUACAAUACGGAAUUCCGUCCAAUGAAGAACAGGCGGAGUUGAUAUCAUCGAUCGACUUUGAAAGUGUUACAACCUUCGAGAGCCCGUACGUGGAGGCGAUCAAAGCUCUAUGGGCCGACUCCGGCAUCCAAGAAUGUUACGACCGCAGGCGAGAAUACCAGCUCACCGAUUCAGCCAAAUACUACUUGCAGGAGAUUGACCGCGUGGCUGCUCCAAAUUACUUACCAACCGAACAGGACAUCCUACGCGUCAGAGUCCCCACAACGGGUAUUAUAGAGUAUCCAUUUGACUUGGAAGAGAUACGAUUUAGAAUGGUAGACGUCGGGGGCCAAAGAUCCGAGCGAAGGAAGUGGAUUCACUGUUUCGAAAAUGUCACAUCAAUCAUAUUCUUAGUAGCUCUUAGUGAAUAUGAUCAAAUUUUAUUCGAAUCAGAAAAUGAGAAUCGAAUGGAGGAAUCGAAGGCGUUGUUCAAGACUAUUAUUACGUAUCCGUGGUUCCAACACUCGUCUGUCAUCCUCUUCUUGAACAAAAAAGACUUGCUCGAGGAAAAGAUCAUGUAUUCGCACCUCGUCGACUACUUUCCUGAAUACGAUGGUCCGCAGCGUGACGCCAUCACGGCGCGCGAGUUCAUACUGCGGAUGUUCGUCGACCUCAACCCGGACGCCGAGAAAAUCAUCUAUUCGCAUUUCACUUGCGCGACAGACACCGAAAACAUCAGAUUUGUGUUCGCCGCUGUUAAAGACACAAUCCUACAGUCCAACUUAAAGGAGUACAAUCUCGUCUAAGCGAAAGCAUCGUGGUCACUGACACAAAUCUGUGAUUGUGUAAAACACAUAAUUUAAACAUCAUCACUUCACGACAGAAUGUGUAAAUUCACGAACUGAGAUCGGACGGACGAACUUAUUCACCUUAAAAUGUUUAAUGAGAAAUUAAGGAUAGAUUGUAAGUCAUUUAACCCAAAAACUAGGUUCGGGCCCCAGCCUGCGGACUCCGCUCGCUCUAGUCCGUACUUCGGACGGUUCGCAAGAAACGCGACUGGUUUUUUGACAUGUUUUUUUAUGAUGAAAUUAUUCACAAUUUAUGUAUGUGUCUGUAUCGGUGAAUAUUAAAUUGUGCAUUUUUAAAGUUAUGGUGGGUCUCGGCCCUAUCAUGAGCUGCUUUUAGUCAUUGUUUUAGGAUUUUUGUAAAGUUUGUUGCCAUAAUAUCUUUCUACAUUAGUAUACAUUUUAUUAUGUCCAAAUGGAUUUGAACAAACUAGUCCAAUGAACUUUUGCGUAUUUAUCGAGGUGACAUGACGGCCCGCAGGUUUGUUAGAGGCGGGCGUCUCUCACUCGGCUAGUGGCGGCAGACAGUGUAUUUACCUGUCCUACCACUAUUUUAUUAACAGAUAUCAACAUAAACCUUUAAUAUAUAUCAAUACCGUUUGUUCUGUUAGCUUGGAAGAUUUAUAUAUUUAUUAUUAUUGUAUUGUAAAGAUUACGUUACUUUUGUACAUUGGAAUUUUAUUAUUUAAGCUGUUUAUAUUUAAAUAUGGUGUUUUUCUACACGAAUUGACUUCGAGCAAAUGAUUUAUGUUUACUGUAUAAGCUUUAUGUAUGCGAUGGUCUGGUGUAUUUGGUUUUUUCCUAACGUUAUCCGUGUACGAAAAUUCCAAUCAGCUAGCCGUAUUCGAAAUACGUAUAGGGAGUUAACUACGUUAGUUGUUUAAGGACAUUUUUGAUGCAUUUGAUAUAAAACUUUUUUUACUAGAAACCCGUGGGAUACCAAUAAUGAUGUGAAUUGUAAAAACCGAAACCGAUGUUUUAUGCACGAAAGCUUUUACCACAUGAAUGUAAUAUAUUGUACAUUUGGGUCUAAAUGUGCUGAGUGAAUUGAGCCGACAGUUCAAUGCCAAGUUUUGCUAUUGGCACCUUUUUAUAUUCGUAACGUAAAGCACAAACUAUAAAUAAAUAAUUAUAUAAAUGUUUUCCAUAUUUUAUAGUAAUUUCAUUAUAUUAUGCUUAAUUUAGUGUGUUGUGUUGUGUUACUUUAAUUAUUUAUGUAUAGUAAGAAACAAAGUUUCUAUUUUGAGAUGUAACAUAAAUAUUAACUUAUUCGUUGUCUUUAUUUUAUACAUCGUAAGCAUAUCGAUUUCAUCAAUGUUUAAGCGCACCGUGACAUCUGACACUGUCAAUAGCAAAACUGUAUGCUUUAUUAUAUACAGCUGUCUGAAAUGCUCAAAAUAUUGUGAAGUUGAAACUUAGCGCACAAUAUUGGAACUUUCUAUUGAUGUUACCCAUUGAAGUGCAAUCUCUGUGUAUGCCCUGUACAUAGACAACUAUUUUCUUUUGUGCAAUUGUACAGCAAUAUUGUGAAUUAUCGAGCGAGACACCUUUGUGGUUCUCAAGAGCCGCGCGAGACGAGGCGGCGCGGAGCGGCCACUUGCGAACGUGCACUCUAACGUCAUAUAAAUAUAUAACAACUUUCCUUGACGCGAAGUGUGAAAUUUUUUCAUUGGGUGAUAUUCCUCUAUGUCAGACUGAUUUUAUGAGGUCAACGACUGCCUUGUCGCCCAGUCGCGUGAUUAAAAUAAAUAGCUACUAAACAAAAGUAAACAAAGCACAAAGAUACUAAUUUAUUGGUGAGUAGACGUAGUCUAGUAAGAAAGUGAUUGUAAAAUUCGCUACGUGGCAAAGUUAACGACAUGAUAUGAGUGAGACGUCGAUAAAUUUAGGUAAUGUACAGUAAGAUAAAACUAAUGUGGCUCACAGCAUCACCUGCGCAGCAAAUGUCGACCAAUCGGAAUAAUUCAAAUGUAGCGUCAUUAUCGAGCGAUCUGCGCAUCCUGACCCCGCCGAAUGUGAGCGAGACGAACACUAAUUUUACACCUUAUAGUUAUCAAAACAAAUGAUUAUAAAACUCAAUGACAUGUUCGGUCAUCGUCGGUACUGCUAAGGCUACUCUGCGCAAACGAAAAUUCGCCAUGCACCAUAUUAGUUUGUACUUGCUGUGAUAAUAAUAUAUGUAAGGGACGAUAGUACUCUCGUGAUCGUUGGAUAGCCGUGAGCGAGUGCGCGGACGCAACGACCCAAAGCGCCGCCAAACCGCGCCCGAAAGUCGCGGAUUCGUAUCUUCCUUACGAAUGGACUGAUAUUCAUGUACUGGUGUGGUUCUUACCUGUUUAUUUUUUACGGUUGGGCGAUGACUACAAAAAAUAUUGCUAUAACUAUAUUAUAGUCUAACGUUGCUUUACCUUUUGCGUGAGAUUGUGAGAAUUUUAGCUUAAGUUCCGACUGAAGAUGGAUGCCUGUAUGAAAUAUUGUAAAUUAUAAUUUCUCAUAAAAUAUAAUUUUUUUCAGCU
Messenger RNA from Diatraea saccharalis (sugarcane borer), 4007 nucleotides. The record is from the annotation of a GenBank genome assembly. Lineage: Eukaryota; Metazoa; Arthropoda; Insecta; Lepidoptera; Crambidae.